GUGACCCGCCCCCGCCACGUGAUCUGGCCGGGGCGGCGGGAGAAGCGGCCUGGUGUCAUGGAGCGCUUCGAUAAAGCGGCGCUCAACGCGCUGCCUCCGCCCGAUUUCAGGCAAAGUGAAGGUUCAUUAGCAUCAACUCUGAAGACUCUUCUGUUUUUCACAGCUUUAAUGAUCACCGUACCAAUUGGAUUAUAUUUCUCUUCUAAAUCUUAUAUAUUUGAAGGAAUCUUAGGGAUGUCCAACCGAGACAGCUAUUUUUAUGCUGCAAUUGUUGCUGUAGUUGCUGUCCAUGUGGUGCUCGCUCUGUUUGUCUAUGUGGCAUGGAACGAAGGGUCACGGCAGUGGCGAGAAGGCAAACAGGAUUAAAGUGAACUGCAUCUUUGGUCUCUACAAACUGUGGAAGAAAACUGCUAAAUGAGAGGGUCUGUGUGCGGAAUGAAGAAAGCAUGAGCAUGUUUGAAUUGACAAGAGCUUUGAUUCCUUUUCCACUAGUUUGUAACUUGAUUAAACUCAAAGCUGUUGCACAGUAGAAAGCCUGUAUAUGAAGACAAUACAAUGAGCUAGGAGGUAAAUUAAUUUUCAUAGACUAAAAGAUGUUUUGCACUGUAUGUACCCUUUUCUCAACCUGUCCCUAUUAAGACUUAAGGUACAUUUAAGUUAUGCCUCACCAAGCUGCAGUCUCAAUUUGAAUUGGUACUUUUACUAGUAGUACUGCCAGCAUGAUUAAGUGUCUGGAUCUCAUUUCCAAUGAUGGACCUGCAUUCUUCAGAUGCUAGAACUAAUCUAAGUCACUGGGAAUCAUUAAUUCUAAUUCAUAGGGAAUCUGGGUUUUUCACCACGUUACUUUGGGUAAAAACGGGACCUAUAAAAGAUGUAUUAAAGCAGCUUUUGGGAGCUGAAGAACUCACAUGUUAAAGCAAGAUACUUCCCUGCAGUAAUUGUCCAGCACUUGCAGCGAUUCCUUGUCAGCCUUUUAAUUGGUCUUGUUUAAACUUUGUACUUUUGAACUAUUGUGACUGUAGUUUGUGUGAACUCUAGCCACAAACGUUUUUUUUUUCCUGCAGAAAAAAAUUAGUGAUGUCAGUGAUGAAUUUCUGAAUUUUUGCUCCAUUUAGGGAGUGUGGACGGGCCAGGUGAACUUAAGCACCCCAGAAAUAAACCCUGGAAAUUUCCCAACCGUGUUCUAAGAAACCAUGUCAGUAAGAACAAAAGUAACUGUACAGAUCAUGUUUUGGUCAGAAUGUGGCCAUUAAUCUGGUCUUUCCAGCCCUGAGCUACAAUUGUGCCCAGAUCUUGAAAGCCAGUAACAUGAAUUCACACUUAUAUGAAGUUUUUGUUUUAGGUUAAAAUUCUGCCACUUCUUCCAGUCUAUUAGCUCCAUUAUUUCUGAUGGUUGGUAACCACUGAUAACUAGAAAGAGCUAUCGCCUGUCUUUAGUGAAAAUCUCGGUAUUAUGGUUACUGAUUGUCAUCACCCAUUUAAUUGGGAUUUGUUCGGCAAUGGGAAAAUCAAACUGUGAGUGAGUGAAUGUGUUUUAAUAUUCCUUUUCAAGAUUUGAAUUUGGAAAGAAGUGUGUUUUAUUUCCAGGAAUUGCAGAGUCUUGGUAGGGAUUAGGUCAAGGAGUAAUGCAGCAUUACUUUUGAACAACUCUUUGUUUAUCAGAUGUUUUUGUCAAGGCAAACUAUUGUUUUCUGUUUCAGAUGCUUCUGUUUGGCUAAUAUAACCUCUUUUCAUACACCAUUCUUAGGUUCUUUUUCCUUGUGUUUUUUUUUAUCAAUGAUCUCCUUAUUGUAAAAGGAUUAAUGCUCAGUGAGAUUCCAGCAAUAUAAAUAAUGUCUGAUCCUGACUAAACAAGAAAAUGUCCUAUCUCCAAGGCCAGGAUCAUAUCCUGAAAUUUACACCCAUGUUGGGUAGAAUGAUAGCCAAAAUGUUACUUUCAGAACAGUUGUUUUCCACAUAUUAAUGUCUAACAUACAAACCUGCUGCUGCUCUACACUGUAUAAAAUGGGAUGUGGUAUUUGAAAAGUAGGUUAUUUUUGAAGAUGUCACAUUUAUGAACGUACCUCAGGUACCCUGCUGUACAUUUUAAUAAAGAACUACAAUGUCAUUCUGAGCCGUUUGAAUAUCUUAAGAAUGAAAUCCUUGAUUCAGAUAAAUUUAUUACAAUAACACAAAUUCUCUGCUGGGUCAGGGUUGGGUCCCAACUCCUAUUGUUCUAAUUUCAGUAGCCAUGUCCUUCUCAAAUGUUCAUGGUGUGUUGAAAAUAAAGAGCUGUUAGUUAA
Messenger RNA from Tachyglossus aculeatus (Australian echidna), 2282 nucleotides. It is a transcript of the gene VMA21, whose product is annotated as vacuolar ATPase assembly factor VMA21. The record is from RefSeq and is a predicted model, not a curated record. Bases 58 to 366 code for a protein of 102 amino acids. Gene Ontology annotation, biological process: vacuolar proton-transporting V-type ATPase complex assembly. Lineage: Eukaryota; Metazoa; Chordata; Mammalia; Monotremata; Tachyglossidae. Gene Ontology annotation, cellular component: endoplasmic reticulum membrane. The transcript has 3 exons.